AUGCCCUCGCCCUCGCCCUCGCCGCCGCCGCCCAUCCCGACGAGUGCGACGUGGUUCACCCCCGAGCGCCUCCUCGCGCUGUUCUGCGCGAUGAGCAUGCUCAUCUACCUCGACCGCGGCGUCAUCUCCUCCGCGGCGGUCAGCGGCGCACCCGGCACGCGCUCCGCCCCGCUCGGGUCCGGCCUGCAGGGCGAAUUCGAUAUCGGCUACGCGGAGUACGGGCUCCUGCAGGCGGCGUUCAUGACCGGCCUGCUGAUCGGAUGCCCGAUCUUCUCGUCGCUCUCGAAACGCCGGAACCCGUUCAAGCUCAUCGGCGGCGGUCUCGCGUGCUGGACCGUCGCGACGUUUCUCUGCGGCGUCGCGCCGAAUUACGCGUCGCUCUUCGUCGCGCGCGCCGUCGUCGGCGUCGGCGAGGCGUCCUUCUGCGCGCUCGCGGCGCCAUUCAUCGACGACUACGCCCCUCCAUCGCGCAAGACGACGUGGCUCGCGACGUUUUAUCUCUGCAUUCCGUUGGGGAUCGCGUUCGGGUUCAUGUACGGCGGCGUCGUCGGGAGCGCGCUCGGGUGGCGAUGGGCGUUCAUCCUCGAGUCGGUCGCGAUGGCGCCCGUGGUGGCGUUUUGCGCCGACGCCGCGCCGGUGCCGAUGCGCGGAGUGAACGGCGGGUGUCGCACACACAGCGGCGAUGGAGGCAGCGACGGCGAAGAGGAGGAGCUCGGCGCGGACGGGUCCCGGGGCGGGCGCGAGGGCGCGGAGGAUCGCGUCUCGCUGUUGGCGGCGGCGGAGGCGGCGGCGGCGGCGGCGGAGGCGGCGACGCUCGAGGGGGGCGCGCGCGGGGACGCGGACGACGGCGACGUCGAUCUCGCCGUCGAUAUCGACGACGCCGACGCCGGAACGGGCGCGAAUGAGAUGACCGCGUCCGCGACGCUGCGCCGCCGCGCCGCGCGCGACGCGACGCGCGCGGCGGCGGCGACGAAGACGAUGCGUUUGGAUUUCCUCCGCGACGCGUCUCAACUCGCGAAGAUACCAGUAUACGUCCUGACCGUCGCCGCGUACGUCGCGUACACCGCCGUCGUCGGCGUGUACGCGGUGUGGGGCCCGAAGGCUGGGUACGCCAUCUACGGCUCCGCGCUGAAGACGCGGGGCGACGCGGACUUCGCGCUCGGGGGCAUCACCGUCGUCGCGGGCGUAGUCGGGACGCUGCUCGGCGGGCGCGCCGUGGACGCGUUCGGCGCGUCCCGGCGCGCGGCGAUCACCGUCUGCGCGGUCAGCUCCGUCGCCGCGUUCGCGCUUCUCGAGGCGUCUUUUCAGGCGCCGACGUUUGCCAUCUUCGCGUGCGUCUUCUUGAUCGGCGAGACGCUCGCGUUCGUCGUGCAGGCGCCCGUGAACGCGGUGAUCCUGUGGUCAGUGCCGCCGGGGAC
Messenger RNA from Micromonas pusilla CCMP1545, 1418 nucleotides. Its product is annotated as major facilitator superfamily. The record is from RefSeq and is a predicted model, not a curated record. NCBI's taxonomy places the organism in Eukaryota, Viridiplantae, Chlorophyta, Mamiellophyceae, Mamiellales, Mamiellaceae. Gene Ontology annotation, biological process: transmembrane transport. The transcript has 4 exons. The annotation marks the transcript as partial. Gene Ontology annotation, cellular component: membrane. Gene Ontology annotation, molecular function: transmembrane transporter activity.